AUGAGGCCCGACAUCGGCAUUCAGUUGUCUCGCUGUUUGUACGUAGCUCAUGGCAUAGAGAAAACUGUAGUGAAAGAUACCACAUACUUCAAGCAAGGUAUGGAGCUGCUAAUGAUAGGGUUCCACAAUCGAGUUAUGUCACAAUGCUGUAUUAAGUUUACUUAUGUUAUCAUGGCUGGUUUGAUGCAGUUGAUACACUGUAAAGAGGAGGAUCUUUCGGGAAACUCGUACGAAUCGAAUUUGGACGAUAUUAUUAGUUCAUCCUAUAAACCGAAGAUCAUUUAUGAUCUAUUACUGUUAGCAAAGCCGUGGAAAAACAUGCCGCCACCGCCACAGUGGUUGGUGGCAAUGUGCGGAGGCUACAUGACGCAGAUUCUAUUGAAACCUAAUGGUCUCCACUAUAUUUUUCAAGGAUUUUUGGAUUUUUGUGGCACUCUCGACUGUCCGCAAGUGCUUAAUGGUAUCUUUUCGGUAAUUAAAAAGCUGCCAGCCAGUUAUCGUGAUAAACGUGAAGAAUACAUCCGUUAUAUUUUGGUUUCCGGCAUACAGCUGCUAAAAUCCGAAAAUUUAUCAGACAGACUAAUCAAGCCAAUAGCUCUUCUUAUGAAAGAAUUUUAUGCUAUGGAUAGUGAUCUUUUUAAGUUUGAAUUGCUUGAAUCGUUCCAAAUGACUUCGUUGACGAAGCGACAGAAACUGCCUUUAUCGUUGACUACAGCGGAUAUCGACGGUUUUCGAUUAUUAAAGAGAUUGUACUUAUCGGAGCCGCAAGAUCGACAUUUCAUUCAUAGCAUGGAGUCGUUUGCGAGGUCGAUUUUCACGGCCAGUUGCAGGUAUGGUUCUGAUUCUCAUAAAGAUUUGCAGCUCUCAGAACUUCUGGCUGUGUGGCUCAGAUGCACAGAAAUACAUCACGGCGCACAAUGGUUGGCCGAUGUUUGCUUGGAAUAUAUUGAAAAAUAUUUUGUCGCAGACCCUGACGUCGCUGUUAGGAUUCUAAAGGACUCGAGUAUCGAAAUUAAUGAUCCGAAAGGAGGACCGUUUGAAGUCCAAAAGUUUUUAAGAGCCGUUACCGAAGGCACGCUAAUGACUUUAUCUGAUUCAUUUGUAUUGGAAUUCUUUCGUUUAAUAUAUGUUGAAGCAGAAAGAUUGAGGAGAUUGCCCAAGUUGAAAAUUAACGAAGAACGCAGAAACGAAGCGGUAAAGUUCACUGUUCUUGUCUACAUCGUAUGCGCUCUUUGGCAUGAACACACUGAACGGUUUACCGACUCUUCUACGUUUAACGUCUUACUGCCAGUAUUUUUGGACUCACUGGUAACCGAAGACACGGAAGGUGAAAGUGAUGCUAGCAGAAACGAAUGGCUGGUCGGUAUUCUUCGUUUUGCUCUCUUCAUGUUAUGUGCCGCUGUGGAAGGCCAGGUUGUGCUUUCUCAGAAUGUACGGGAUCGUCUGUUAAGAGUGAUUCCGAUUCUGAGCCAGAAGACAUGGCUUCCAGAGUCGAAGCCAGCUAUCGAUGAAUACCUGAAGUUGCUCGCAGCAUAUGUACCUCAACUGCUUCACUUGGUCGAAGGCCAGGACUUGGAUUCUACUCGUACUUGUUCUGUUUUUGAUCAAAGUUCCGAAAGCUUUGCUUCAACGUCAGGGGAGAGUCUGUCCUCCGAUGAUCGCUUCAGGCAGUAUCUGAACGACCUGCAGCAAGAAAAUGCCAUAAACAAGGGACACGCACUUAUUAUGAUAAAACUUAUGGUCGCUGAUCGUAGCAUCGAAUUUAAGCAGUCGAUUUGUCCCGCUAUUCGGAUAUUAAUCGAACAGUUGACCAAUGACGAUUCUUACGUGUAUUUGUCCGCAAUCAAUGCUAUAGCUGCUGUUGUGUUGCGAUGUCCGGACGAAAUUUUGCCCUGUCUUUUACGCGAAUCCUUGAAGCCUGAAAUGGAUCGAAUGCCGAUGGUGAGGGCUAGGCUGUACGAAGCCCUAGCGAAGAUUAUUCGAUGCGAUCUCAAGAGCACCUACGUAGCAAGGAUCAUUAACUCAUCACUAACGGCUUUUCAGUGCGGCGAUGAUGCUGUGAAAACCAGCUGCUUGUGUAUAAUUGCAGAAAUGGCGAAGCUAGUUGGUUUUGAUCUGGUCGGAUGCCUGGAGGAGGUGUUGUACAUUGUCCAAGAAACACUCUUAUGCUCUAAAGACAUCAUGCUUCGCAGAGCAGCUGCGAGUACUCUGGCGAUGAUCGCUGAUGGCGCGGCUAAAUGCGAUAUUACGGAUUCCGUGAAUCAGGCAUCCCUAGUUAUCCUUCGCCGGUUGCUGCAGUCGUUGCUUGAUACCGAUGACGAUUCCGUGAUUGCUUUGUUUUCUUCAAUGGGCCUACGAAGUUUAAAGGAUAUUGUGCUUGGCGGCGGCAACUAG
This is a messenger RNA of Soboliphyme baturini, 2394 nucleotides long. NCBI's taxonomy places the organism in Eukaryota, Metazoa, Nematoda, Enoplea, Dioctophymatida, Soboliphymatidae. The record is from the annotation of a GenBank genome assembly.